This is a messenger RNA of Paraphaeosphaeria sporulosa, 2050 nucleotides long. RefSeq names its product major facilitator superfamily transporter. The record is from RefSeq and is a predicted model, not a curated record. NCBI's taxonomy places the organism in Eukaryota, Fungi, Ascomycota, Dothideomycetes, Pleosporales, Didymosphaeriaceae. The transcript is spliced from 3 exons. Bases 134 to 1810 code for a protein of 558 amino acids. Gene Ontology annotation, biological process: transmembrane transport. Gene Ontology annotation, molecular function: transmembrane transporter activity.
GCCCCCAUCUCUCUCUCCGCGCACGCGACAUGCUUCCUUGCUAACACCACCGACGCUGCAGCGUCACGCCAGGACGGUUUCUUGUCACCGAGCCACUGGCGGCGCACGCAAUCGCUAUUCGCAUCACCCCGCAAUGUCUGCCACAAGAAUGCGCAGCCGCAGCAAUGCGCACGGCCACGAGGAAGUCAUCCCAGGCACGCGACGCCUGUACGACGAGCACGGCAACUCCCUGACGAGCGACUCGUCGCUGCAGAAAACUGGACGCGGCAUCGUUCUCGUCCCACAGCCUACGGACUCGCCCAACGAUCCGCUUCGCUGGGGCCUUUGGCGCAAGGUUUGGCACUCGCUUCUUGUGCUGUACAUGGUCGGCUUCACGGCCGCCACGUCCAACAACGCGGGUUCUGGCUCCGACGGCGUGAAUGAAGAGUACGGAAUCAGCUACGAUGUCUUCAACACGGGCGCCGGCGUGUUGUUCAUCGGUAUCGGGUAUUGGGCGCUGCUCAGCUCGCCACUAGUGCAUUUGUACGGGCGGAGGCUGGGAUAUCUUAUCUCGCUUAUCUUCAACAUCGGCGGCCUGAUUUGGUAUGCGCGCAUCGACAGCGUCUCUGGCGUCGUUUGGAGUCAGCUGUUUGUCGGUGCUGCCGAGUCUGUCGGCGAAGCAACUGCGCAGUUGUCGUUGCUUGAUCUCUGGUUCGAGCACCAGGUUGGCAGUGUGCUCGGUAUUUACACCUUUGCUACUGCCAUUGGCACCUAUCUAGGUCCUCUCAUCGGUGCUUAUGUAGCAUCGGGGCUCGGCUGGCGCUGGAUCGGCUACGUUGGAGCCAUCAUCUGCGGCGGCAGUCUCAUCGUGUUCUAUUUUGGCCUUGAAGAGACGGAAUUCUCCCGCGACCGCUACAUUGCCGGUCGCGACCAAGUCAUCACUGAUGCAGAGCAGCCCGUUGUGAGCGACAAGAAUCAGGGGGAUGCCGAUCCAGAAAAGACAGUCUCGAGCCCGGCUGCAUCAUUUGAGCAUCGCACGACGGUCGCGCACAAGAAGACAUACUGGGAGCGUAUCCGCAUCAUCACCCCCGCACCGAACCUCCGCGGGACGGGUUUCAAGCAGUACCUCAACCGCCUGUGGCACACGCUGCGCGUCUUUACUUUCCCAGCCGUCUGGUAUGCCGGUCUGCAGUGGGGCUUCCAGCAGUCGUGCCUGACAUUCUACUUGACAGUGCAGGAGGACUGGUGGUUCGGCCCGCCGUGGAACUACAGCUCCGCUGCCGUCGGCAACAUGAAUCUGCCCACGCUGAUUGGCAGCCUUAUUGGCUGCGCCUACGGCGGCUAUGGGAGCGACGCUUUCAUGCAGUGGAUGAUCAAGCGCAACAAGGGCGUCAUGGAGGCAGAGUUCCGCCUGUAUCUGAUGGCUCUAUGCACGCUAAUUUUCCCUGCUGGGCUGUGGCUGUUUGGCAUUGGGUCUGCCCGUGGAUGGAGCUGGCCGGUUCCGUAUGUCGGGCUGGGCUUCAUUGGGUUUGGGUAUGGAUGCGCAGGCGAUCUGAGUCUGUCGUACCUUGCUGAUUCUUUUCCCGACAUGGUCCUCGAGGGCAUGGUCGGCGUCGCCGUCAUCAACAACACCCUUGCCAUGGCCUUCACCUUCAUCGCGAGCCCUUGGAUCGACUCGGGCAUGGAGAAUUGCUUCAUCGUGCUGGGCGUGCUUGGCUUCAUUGUCAUGGGUCUGAGCCUCCCGAUGGCGAUCUGGGGCAAGCGCACUCGCAGAUGGUCGAGAGAUCGCUACAUGACAUUUGUGGAGAUCCGUGAUGGGUUCUCACGGUGACGCGUUGCUGAUGCGCUGACCUCUAAGUCCACCCGCGAUUUGCUUUCACGUACACAACAUGGCCACGCAUCGUACCUUGAGUACCAUCAAGCCCCUGCGUUGUUAUUCACGUGAUAACUGCAACCACAAGACAGUUAUCGUAUAUUUCUAUUUCGAGAUAUCCAAUGUAAUCUUAUAAAUUUGACAUCUUAUGUGUCAUUGCGUUUUUUGUAUUAGCUAUUACACACUACACUAUACACC